AAAGACAUUAUAACUUUGAGUAGUCUUUUAGGCAACAAAUAACUAAAAGCUAUGGCCUCUACCUAUAAGCCAGAAACGCCGUCAAGAUCCGAAAAGCAGUCUCCUGCCGGUGGAAACUGUUCCGCCGUUGAUGUGACUCUCCGGGUGUUAUUGUUUGCAGCCUCACUGAGUGCUGUUGUUGUCAUGGUUACAAGCAAGGAGACAAAACUUGUGGCCCUGGCGGUGCCACCCUUUAGUAUCAGAGUUCCUUCCAAGUUUACUUACUCUCCAGCCUUCAUAUAUUUUGUGGUAGCAUUAUCGAUUGCUGUUGUCUACAGUUUCAUCACAACUCUUGUAUCACUUUCAGUAAUGGCGAAGCGGGUUUCCCCGAAACUUUACUUGCUACUUUUAGCAUUCUGGGACGUGGUGAUGCUGGGACUUGUAGGUUCAGCAACCGGAGCAUCAACUGCGGUUGCAUAUAUCGGAUUAAAGGGAAACAAACACACAGGGUGGUCAGAGAUAUGCUCUGUUUACGGAAAGUACUGUCGACAUAUAGGAAGCGCGUCCGCGGUCGCAUUAGUUGCUUCCAUUCUGCUUAUUCUGCUCUCUGUGCUGUCUAUUUACUCCCUUUACAAAAGGGUCCGUGAUUAGAGAUACCAGCUAUAAAAUUUCUACCUCCAUCAUGCCAUUGCUGCAGUUUAUGUGUUAAUUUAAUUAUAUGUUCUGUGUAUUUAUGUAUGGCAAGGGUUUAUUGAACGGUGUUUAAUUUAUUUGUAUGUUCUUUCAUUGUAUGUUAUUUAAAUUUAUUUGUAAGUUCUCACUAAAAUAUGUAAUUUAGUUGAUGACAUUUGUUAUGCUGGCAGACCCUAUUGUUGGGAUAAGAUGCUAUUGAACUCUACUUGAGC
Messenger RNA from Pistacia vera, 884 nucleotides. RefSeq names its product CASP-like protein 1D1. Bases 52 to 630 code for a protein of 192 amino acids. The record is from RefSeq and is a predicted model, not a curated record. The transcript is spliced from 2 exons. NCBI's taxonomy places the organism in Eukaryota, Viridiplantae, Streptophyta, Magnoliopsida, Sapindales, Anacardiaceae.